CACGCUCUCUUCUAUAAAUAUUCUCACAUCACUUUUUCUCUCAUUCUCAAUUCCUUCUUUUUCACAUCUACCCAAAAUUCCAAAACACCAUCGAUUUUUUGCUCUCUUGAAAUGUGUCUUUUUAUGUCCAAUUCUUCUCUUCCAACUAAACCGAACCGGAAAACCAGGUUCGGAGAUCGGUGUUUACUGAUGGCCAAACAGCAACGAACCCGACUUUACAUACUUCGACGAUGUGUCUCCAUGCUGCUUUGCUGGCACGACCACUCUAUUUCUGAUUAGUUUGCGGUUUCGGUCAGAUUCAUGAACCGGACGGACCAAGAAGUAGAAAUCAGAAGAAUGUGAUGUCAUUUAGAGUUUUUCUUGUUUUCUUUUAGAACUCUUCAAGGAAUCUUUUGUAAUUGAAGAAGACUCUAAGGAUUGGGCCUUUUGGGCCUUUGUACAUAUUGUGUAAAUAACAUAUGAACUUUUUUUACUCAAUGCCCAAUUUUGUUUCUUAGUAAAAUAUUCGAAUUGUGUUGUAUCAAUUUAGAUUCGUUAAGAAAGAUGAAGAAGUAGUAGGAUCACUGGACCACAAACGAAGUUCAAACAUUUAGGAUUGAUAUGAGAUUUCGUCUAUUGGUUAAAGUUCGUGUAUAUUUUGUUAGGGAAGGAAUUAUAAGUUCUAUCUAAAGGUUUGUAUUCUAAGAUUUAAAUUACAGAAAAUGCAUACAAAUUGUAUCACCAAAAAUACUGAU
Molecule: messenger RNA, 734 nt
Organism: Arabidopsis thaliana (thale cress)
Lineage: Eukaryota; Viridiplantae; Streptophyta; Magnoliopsida; Brassicales; Brassicaceae
Gene: RTFL12
Product: ROTUNDIFOLIA like 12
Exons: 1
Coding region: 112-279 (55 amino acids)
Biological process (GO): negative regulation of cell population proliferation
Cellular component (GO): plasma membrane
Source: RefSeq, marked reviewed